GAAUUCAGAAAGAAUAAAAUUUAAAAAAACAGAAAGUCCAAACCUUUUUCCCUCUAUUAUUAUUUUACUUUACUGCUCUCGUAAAAGCAACUGUCUCUCUCUCUUCCUGCUCUGGAAUUUUUGGUGAUGUGCAGUGGAGAAGUAGAACCCAGGAAGGGGACUCCAUGGAUUUGCUGAACCUGACCUUCGUAAUUAGUUUAGCAGCUUUACUUUCCCUCGUCUGUUGCUCCUACCCUGUCUCGGCAGGGGAUAUAGUUCAUCAUGACGCUUUAGCUCCAAAGAAGCCUGGCUGCGAGAAUGACUUCAUCUUGGUGAAAGUUCAAACUUGGGUGAAUGGCGAAGAGGAUGCUGAAUUUGUAGGUGUAGGUGCUAGAUUUGGCACUGUCAUUGUGUCCAAGGAGAAAAAUGCUAACCAGACUCGCCUUUCGCUUUCAGAUCCCCGAGACUGCUGUAAACCACCUAAGAACAAGCUUGUUGGAGAUGUAAUCAUGGUUGACAGAGGCGGUUGCAAGUUUACUGAAAAAGCCAAUAAUGCUGAGGGUGCUGGUGCUUCUGCUAUCCUUAUUAUAAACAACCAAAAAGAACUUUAUAAGAUGGUCUGCGAACCCGAUGAAACAGAUCUAGAUAUUCACAUACCUGCUGUUAUGCUGCCCCAGGAUGCUGGUGUGACAUUGGAAAAAAUGCUAUUGACUAAUGAUUCAGUAUCUGUGCAGCUUUACUCUCCUAAGAGGCCUCUAGUUGAUAUAGCUGAGGUCUUCCUAUGGUUGAUGGCUGUCGGCACUAUCUUAUGUGCUUCCUAUUGGUCAGCUUGGAGUGCCAGAGAAGCUGCUACCGAGCAGGAUAAGCUAUUGAAGGAUGCUGCAGAAGAAUUUCCCAACAGAAGAUCUGAUAUCAGUAGUGUUGUAGACAUUAGUACAACCACUGCUGUGUUGUUCGUUGUGAUUGCUUCAUGCUUCUUGGUCUUACUCUACAAACUUAUGUCAUACUGGUUCAUUGAGCUUUUGGUAGUCCUUUUCUGCAUAGGUGGGGUAGAGGGUCUGCAAACUUGUUUGGUUGCUUUGUUGUCAAGGUAUAGUACUUUUGUCUCUCUUUCUCUCUUAAUCACUCUUGUUUUAUUGCGCUGCACAUUCCGAUAAUGGUAGUAGCUUUGGCCAGUUAAGCAAGAGACCCAAAGAACUAACCGAGUGGCUCUUACAUGUAGUGUAGCUCAGGGAUUACAAGAAUACAUUUUUAGUCUGAAGCAUCCCCAAUACCUCAAUUUAGGCAUUUAGCAUUAGCUCAGCCCCAUAUCCUGCAAUUUAUCAUUAGUUAUAGUAGCUCCAUUCACUACAAUUCCUGUUCUGACCCAAUCUCAUAAUUAUCCUGUGUGCAUGGACAUCUUCUUAAGUUGAAACAAAUUUGGCGCAUCCCAUUAAUUCUGUAAACCCAAUCAGGAAUAUAUCUUCAAGUUGAUAGUGAGCCAACCAAGAAAACAUGAAAUAAACAAGCCUGGUGCAACUUUUAAUCAGUGGUCAUAUCCUUCAGCAUUCAGCUGACUUUAGUGCUUUCACAAGAGUGUUAGUCCAAAUGAUCUUGUGCAUCUGGAAUAAAAGGCGAUGAAGAAGGGAUGCAUAAUCUCACAGAAGUUAAACAACCUAGAGAAACAUUUGACUCUUUGUUUCUUUGAAGGGAAGUCAUCGGACUUGCACUUUUUAUCUUUUUCAAGUUAGAACAGAACUUACACGUCGAUGAUCAUGAAGAUAAGUCGGUUAUGCAUUUGGGAAUUGUUGGUGCAGUGUUUUAUUUAUUUUGUUGUAUUUUCAAUGUUGGAAAUAUUUUAAUAGGUAUUUCAUGCGUGCUGCGGAGUCAUUCAUCAAAGUGCCAGUUCUGGGAGCGAUCUCAUACCUAACAUUGGCUGUGUCCCCAUUGUGCAUUACUUUUGCUGUAGUCUGGGCUGUUUAUCGGAAUACUACCUAUGCUUGGAUAGGGCAAGAUAUUCUUGGGAUUGCUCUGAUACUCACCGUUCUUCAGAUUGUCCAUGUGCCCAAUCUCAAGGUUGGUACUGUUCUUCUCAGUUGUGGGUUCUUAUAUGACAUCUUCUGGGUUUUUGUCUCUAAGAAGCUGUUCCACGAGAGCGUAAUGAUUGUGGUAGCUCGUGGUGAUAAGAGUGGAGAGGAUGGCAUCCCAAUGCUGUUAAAGAUACCUCGUCUCUUUGACCCUUGGGGUGGUUACAGCAUUAUAGGAUUUGGUGACAUACUUCUACCUGGAUUACUUGUAGCAUUUGCAAUCAGGUACGAUUGGUUGGCGAACAAGAGUCUGAGAGCUGGAUACUUCUUGUAUGCCAUGUUGGCUUAUGGACUAGGCCUUCUGAUUACAUACGUUGCACUAAACUUGAUGGACGGGCAUGGCCAGCCGGCUCUUCUCUACAUUGUUCCUUUCACCCUAGGAACAUUUUUGGCACUGGGAAAGAUGAGAGGCGAUCUUACCGUUCUAUGGACGCAAGGCCAACCGGAGAGACAUUGCACUCACGUCCAUCUCCAACAGAGCGAUGAAGCAGAUGGCGGCGAAGAAAGAUGAAGAUGAAGCUUAGUUUGGUUUGUAACUUGUUGGUAAAUAUGUUGUAAUCUUAUGUAGCAGUUUUCAUAGCAUUAAAUUAUUGUUUAGGCCCGAUUUCAGAACUGGUAUAAAUGAAGCAGUUGGCCUGAGGGAGCCAAGCCCGCUUCCUAGGUUAUUUUGUAACGGUAGAGAUGUUCCCAUCACACCAACAUUGAUCAUUUGAGAUUUACUUGUUAAUUCACCGGUCGAAGUAGUGUUGUAUCAACUCUUGAUAUGCUCUCCUACGUUAGU
Linum tenue is the source of this 2826-nucleotide messenger RNA. Lineage: Eukaryota; Viridiplantae; Streptophyta; Magnoliopsida; Malpighiales; Linaceae. The record is from the annotation of a GenBank genome assembly.